Microbotryum saponariae is the source of this 2440-nucleotide messenger RNA. NCBI's taxonomy places the organism in Eukaryota, Fungi, Basidiomycota, Microbotryomycetes, Microbotryales, Microbotryaceae. The record is from the annotation of a GenBank genome assembly.
AUGGGCAAGCUCGACUCGGCCUACACGGACUGCAUCCGCUACAAGCACCCCAUCACCCCAUCUUUCACUCGACCUAAUCCCAAUCGCAAGCGACCCAACUCCUUCUCCCGGCUUGACUACUUUCUCUACAAAGAGCUCACCAAAAAAGGCUCGACCAGGCCUCGACGAUCUACGACUAUCCCAAGGAUCUUUCCGAUCACGACCGGUCUUGAUCGUACUGGCUCUCUCAGACGAUCUUGAUGCGGCUCUCCCACAGUCAGCCUACCUACCACAUCCAACCAACUACAUCGAAUCAAUACCACAACCUUCAAGACGGUGGAAUUUCAGCGGAUGAUGAAAGGAUGGUUGGAAGGGGCAAGCGGGGAGGAUCCGGUGCGAGAGCUUGAGGAGGUUCUGGAGGCGUGCAGGGACAGGGGUGGGGAGAUGGCGAGGAGGCUGCAUCGGGAGCGGACGGAACGGAUGGAGUAUUUGGUGGGGAGGGUGCAGGAUCUGGAGGCGUUACCGGUAUGGGGGGAGGCGGAAACGGCAGAAUGGACAAGGACGUCCGAGGAACUCAAGCGGGCGGUCGAGGAGCGCGCGCGCCUACUCCGGAUCCGAGCCCACGUCCCCGAGAUCGCUUCCGAGGAACGACUGUCGCGGCCGGUCCACGCCAAGCUCGCGGCGCGGAACUCGGACUCCAAGAUCACAGCACUGCGCUUGGGCAACGGAGAGCUAACGCAUGACAUUGAUGUCGCUCUUGACCACACGCAGGCGCAUUUCCAGCGCCUCUACCACAUCGAGCCUCGUGAUCCGGAACGCGUCGACCGACUUCGGGACGAACUCCUCGUGCCGAUCAGGGCGGCACGGACUUGCGACGACCCGCGCUCAGAUCCGCUCUUUCUGCGCCGACUCUCGGAAGCGCAGAUUGAUCUCCUCCAGCAACCCAUCACCGAGGACGAGGUCGUGGCCGCGAUCGGGACGACGCACCCGGGGCGAUCGCCGGGCCCGUCGGGCGUGCCUUACGAACUCUAUCAGACCGCACCGGAGGCGUGGUCCAAGGUGCUGACCAAGGCCUACAACGCGAUGAUCGAGCGCGGUUCACUCUCUCCCAAGCAGGGCAGGGACUCGUGCGCCUCAUCUUCAAGCGCCACAAGAAGAAUGCCGAUCGCGCCGAACUCUCGUCGUAUCGCCCAUCACCCUGCGCGAGUGCGAUUACAAGAUUUUUACCAAGGUCUACGUCGCCCGAUUGAACCAAUUCUGCCGAUCUCCUCCCGCCGCAGCAGCACGGCUUCGUCAAGGACCGCCGAUCGGCCGACGCUGCACUACACCUUCGUCUCCUGAUCGAGGAACUUGGCGCGCGCAGGACCGAGUUCCCCGCGGCCGCGCUCUUGUCUCUUGACCAAUCAUCCGCCUACGACCUCGUCGAGCAUGACUGGAUCUUUGCCAUUUUCGACGCUCUGGGCGUUCCUACCACUUUCUUCGCGUGCUGAGGAUGCUCUACUCGGGUGACUCGACCUCGGCGCGCUACAUCAUCAAUGGGUUCCUGACGGCGCCGGUGCGACUGACGUGUGGGCUCGGCCAAGGGGACCCGGCGUCAUCGUCGGUCUGGGACAUCGUGUUUCAGCCGUUCCUGGAUGCUCUACACCGUCGAAACAUCGCGCUGAAUCUCUCCAUACCUGCACUUCAUCCGUACCCACAGAGCCGCGCCAUUACAUCACUUGCAUUUGCCGAUGACGUUGUCGUCGCCGUCGCGGGCUUGGAGUCACUCAACUUGCUCGAUGACCUGGCGCUCGACUGGAGGCAUGCAACGAAUGGCCGGCUCAACACGGACAAGACGGUCGUCCUACCGAUUGGACGUCGCUGGGACCCUGGGGAACGGCCAAUCGUCGUCAAGGCCGCAGGCGAGUCGCUCGAGUGGAUCGGCUCCCCUUCGACCCCAGCGGCGACACCGAACUCGCCUACGCGAAUCUCAUCGAACGGCUCGAGGCGACGCUGGAAGCGGUUCAGCAUCGCUGGCUCACGCACCACACCCGUGCCUUUUACGUCAAUCGGUACGCCAUUCCCAGAUCCUGCAUUUCCUUGCAGCCGACAUCCCGCCGCCCGAAGUCGUCAAGAAGCUCGAUGACAUGCUCGUCGAUUUCGUCCGUGGGGGCAAGGGCAGGACCAGUACGGCAGAGACAUUGUGUUCACCGCCAAGAACAAGGGGGGACUCGGGGUGAUAAGGAUGCGGGACGUUGUGGACGCGGUUGCGGCACGGCUCUGGGACGUUCUUCUCGGCGGUUCCGGCGCGAUUUGGCAAGGACUUGCGCGCGCAGCACUCCAGCGAGCUCAGCCCGACCUCGACUGGCCACCGAUCUCUGGCCACAUCCAUCCACUCCCAUCCCAACGACCUUCAUCCCGAUGGCACGCCGCACUGGGCGUUCCGAACUUCACGACGUGCAGGUCAACCCGAGGGCCUUGA